GCGAGUUUGGUCGAAAAGAUUUUUCCACCCGUGCAUUGUUCAUCUUUAGAACACCCACAUUCAGGACGGUCCUUGGAAAGUGACGUUUCACCUGAAUGACUUGUGGCUUCGUAAACGAUAUCGAAUACUAGACAAUAUAUUCCUCAUCAUUCUCCAGUUUUCGCAUUACGGCAAUUACGCUGGAUUGUUUUCUGGAAUGACGGCGUUAUUCCUGACGCUGAGCGGAACAUGUUACGUAAUGGAUUUCAUCGCUUGUAAGGAUGAGACGGUGGGGAAGAGAUGGGGCGGUGGCGGCGAAACAAGCCACGAGAUUGAUCUCCAUCCUGCAACGAGGGAGGCGUCGGGGCCCCCUGUGCAGCUGGAGCCGGUGGACUUGAGUAUGAAAACUACUUCGCCGCUGCCCGACCUCCUCCCAAUCAGCAAAUUCACCGGGACGAAAACAAGCCCCCAGCCUCCAGGUGAGUGCUAUUCCUCUUUAAUCACGCCCAAAGAUAUUUGGUCCAUCGAGAACGUCUGGAAAGGAUCGCCGACCCUCCUGCAGAUCAACUCAGUCUGGAGGAGCGAAAACAACACUGGCACCGGUGACUAUGCCGACAGCUUGCGGAGGCGGAAAAUCCACCGGUGCGACGUACCUGGUUGUGAUAAAGUCUACACGAAGAGCUCCCACCUCAAAGCCCACAAAAGAACUCACACAGGGGAAAAGCCUUAUGAGUGCACAUGGCAGGGGUGCACAUGGAAGUUUGCAAGGUCUGACGAGCUGACUCGCCACUAUCGAAAGCACACAGGGCAGAAACCGUUCAAGUGCCACCUGUGCCAGCGAUCUUUUUCCAGAUCUGACCACCUAUCCCUCCACAUGAAACGCCACUAGGGAUGUCAAGUGCAACAAACCAAUGUUUAUUUCUUUUCCAAAAAUAAAGAAACAACCUUAAACCAAUAAAAAAGAAACAACCUUAAAGGCUGCAGCGCUGGUACAUGUUGAUCUCUGAAUUUGUGACUCUCUCAUAAAGUUAUGUACAAAAGCCGUUCCAAUGUGCAAUUCUAGGGGAAAAAGGUGCAACCAUUUUUACCAAACUAGAAAAAAUAUUUUGUAUAUUAUUUGUUAAUUGUAUAGCAUAGUAUAAUGCAAUUGAAAAAAACAAAAUUAAAAUGCUCAAAAUGUUACUUUUUACAUCACUUUAUUUUUUUAACAAAAACCUACAUGUCACUGUAAAAAGUGCCUUCUGAAAUAAAACAUGAAAAAUACCUAUGAGUGGUAGUCAUUUUAAAUUCAUGUCAAUUUAUUUUAAAGUUGGGUUUCUUGGGUAUUAAGUAGCUAUCAGUAUAAUUUAUUGUACAGUUAAGUUUAUAAACAGUUUUGUGAAUAUUGUGAUUAUUUUGUAAAUAAUAUUAAUGUAAUUACUUCUAUAAAAUUGCAAUAAUUGCAAAAAUGGACAAAUGGUCAGUUUAUAUUUAUAAUUAUUUGUGUGUACCACAUAAAAAUGUUAUAUUUGUAUUGAUUUUUCAAAUGUUUAUAAUCAUAAUUUGUUGUUCUACUUUGUUAUUUUAUUUUUCACUUGGUCUUUUUUUCCGGUGCUAUUUAUAAAAAUAUUUUCAUUAUUAUUAUAAUAUGAUGUGCUUAUGAUUUUCUUUUUCUUUUCACAAUGUGUAUAAAUGUUAAGUAUAAUUUUGUAAGUUAUUAACCAAUAGUUUAUACCAUUCCGUUUGAUUAAAAUGUCUAUAUAGUUGUAUUUAUUACUUAGGUACCAUUCCUUAAUACAAGUUUGGAUGAAAAAACGAGUAUUUGGAUAAAUAAUUUAAUUUUCAACGUUUAUUCUAUAGUAAACAUAGAAUGAUACAGUCGAUAAUGUGGAACCAAGUGCCUUCACCUUAGUGAACGUACUGAUUUUAUUAGAUUGCAAUCUCUCCUGUGAUACUGUUAACACCAAUAAAUAACGGUGCUUCCAUUUGUGACAAAUCAAAAUGUUCACAUAUUAUUUUUAAUAACCGGAACUAAUGAUUUAUAAUGUUGUAACAUAUUUAUGACAAAAUGCAUUCGUGUAUAUUAAAAAUGUGAAUAAAGCACGAACUGAAUAAUAUCUUUGUAAAUGUUGUAGAAAUUUAAAUCAUUUAUUAAUGUAAUUACACUAAACGUAUCCCUCAGAUUUACCACUGAUCCAAAAAGUUUGUUAUUUACUGGUUUUUAAGAAAAUAAAAACUAAAAUUUAAUUUUUUAA
Molecule: messenger RNA, 2213 nt
Organism: Cimex lectularius (bed bug)
Lineage: Eukaryota; Metazoa; Arthropoda; Insecta; Hemiptera; Cimicidae
Product: Krueppel-like factor 6
Exons: 6
Coding region: 197-868 (223 amino acids)
Biological process (GO): regulation of transcription by RNA polymerase II
Molecular function (GO): DNA-binding transcription factor activity, RNA polymerase II-specific; RNA polymerase II cis-regulatory region sequence-specific DNA binding
Source: RefSeq, a predicted model, not a curated record